This is a messenger RNA of Cariama cristata (Red-legged seriema), 2328 nucleotides long. RefSeq names its product asparagine synthetase domain containing 1 (gene ASNSD1). The coding region runs from base 237 to 2159 and encodes 640 amino acids. Gene Ontology annotation, molecular function: asparagine synthase (glutamine-hydrolyzing) activity. The transcript has 3 exons. The record is from RefSeq and is a predicted model, not a curated record. NCBI's taxonomy places the organism in Eukaryota, Metazoa, Chordata, Aves, Cariamiformes, Cariamidae.
GUUGCAUGUUUAUCUCUUUAAUUGAACAAGUGGCUGGAGUUGCUGUUUUCUUAGAUGUACUCUUAAACUUAUCUACUUACAGACUCACUCAUAAACUUACCUGUUUAUGAAACUGAUUAUUUGUGUAUUUUUCUCUUACACAGAUACAUUAGAUGAAUUAAAGAAGGCACAUCAAGAGAUGGAAAAUUCAGAAAAUACUAAAGUCAAGAAAUAAUCCAUCCGAAUUCAGAGUCACGAUGUGCGGUAUUUGUUGCGUUGUUACCUUGUGUAGCCAGCAUACUAUUCAUGAUUUCUUUAACAAAGACAUACUGUGCCGUCUUAGAAGAAGAGGACCAGACAGUAGCCAACAGUUGAUAAAGACUGCAUCUGAUCUCUCUUAUGGGUGUCUGUUUUCUGGCCAUGUACUUCACUUGAGGGGACGGAUGACUCCUCAGCCUCUAGAAGAUGCCAAUAACAAUAUUUUUCUUUGGAAUGGAGAAAUUUUCAAUGGAGUGCAUGUAGGAGAUCUAGAGAAUGACACUGAAGUAAUGUUUCAUCAUCUUGCAUUAUGCAGUAGUGAAGCGGACAUUUUGUCACUCUUUUCAUCGCUUCGGGGUCCGUGGUCUUUUAUUUAUUAUCAAGCAUCUAGACACAGUUUAUGGUUUGGUAGAGAUUAUUUUGGUCGUCGUAGUUUGCUUUGGCAGUUCAGUAAUGAGGUUGACCGUGCUUUCUGUCUCACAUCUGUAAGUGUUUAUUCUGAAUCAGGUAACCAAUGGCAAGAAGUCCCAGCAUCUGGAAUUUUCAAAAUUGAUCUCAAAGCUUGUGCAAGAACUAAAUCUUUAUCUUUAACAUUGUUUCCAUGGAAGUACAGCUGCACAGAGAAAGCAGUAGAAGAAAUAUUCGUUAAUGUUCUGGACCAAGUUUCAAAAGACUUACCAAAUCGCAUACCUCUUGUGAUGAAUGAAUCAAAACUAUGCCUCAGAGCACCAGUUACUCCCUUAAAUAAAACUAUUUCUGAAGAUUCGGGUGAAUAUCCAGGCACUACUAUUAGCAGCGUUACCCAUGUGGUUUCUGUGGAAACCCUUCAAGGAUUUCUUGCAGAGGAACACAAGAAAAAAUUAGUCCAUCAGUUUAUUGAUGUUUUAAAUGAAGCGGUGAAGAGACGGGUUUUAUCCCUCUUCAGAGACGAAGAUCAGAAAACAAGAGAUGUUCCAAGCAUGUCUAAUAGGAAAGCACAUGUUGCGGUGCUCUUUUCUGGUGGCGUUGAUUCUAUGGUUAUUGCAGCUCUUGCUGAUAAACACGUGCCUUUAGGGGAACCAAUUGAUCUUCUCAACGUAGCUUUCAUGAUAAAAGAACAAGCUAAGCAAAAGGGUACCACUCAAAAACAUACCAACCGGGAAGUACAGCUUGAUUCACUUUGUCAAGAAAGUUGUAAAGAUCUUCAUGCUAAAACUGCUGCUCAUUUAUCUUGCUUUGCUGUUCCCGACAGAAUCACUGGUAGGGCAGGACUGAAAGAAUUAGAAGCAAUUAACCCUUCAAGAACGUGGAACUUUGUGGAAAUCAAUGUUACACUAGAGGAACUGAAAAAAAUGAGACAACAAUGCAUUAAUCACUUAAUUUAUCCACUAGAUACAGUCUUGGAUGACAGCAUUGGCUGUGCAAUUUGGUUUGCUUCCAGAGGAGAGGGGUUUAUUAGUAACCAAGGAGAACUGAAACCAUAUAGAAGUCCAGCAAAGGUUGUACUUACAGGAAUUGGAGCAGAUGAACAGCUUGCUGGGUAUUCUCGACAUCGCGUUUGCUUCAAAAAAUACGGCUUAGAGGGUCUGAAUAAAGAACUUGAAAUGGAGUUGAAUCGCAUUUCUUCUAGAAAUCUUGGUAGAGAUGACAGGAUUAUUGGUGAUCAUGGAAAAGAAGCCAGGUUUCCUUUUCUUGAUGAAGAUGUUGUUUCAUUCCUCAAUUCUCUGCCCAUCUCAGACAAAGCUGACUUGACUUUACCUCGAGGAAUUGGUGAGAAAUUGAUUCUGCGCCUUGCAGCCAAGGAGUUUGGCCUUAGAGCCUCAACCAUUUUGCCGAAAAGAGCUGUACAGUUUGGAUCUCGGAUUGCAAAACUAGAGAGCAACAGUGAAAAAGCAUCUGACACAUGCAGCAGACUGAAGUUACUUUCAGUAAAUGAAUUAUAAAGCUACAUCUUGAGAUGUUACAUUUAUUCUAUAUGCAAAUUCAGUAAAUCUUUGGCAUUUUCUUAGAAUGUUUGGUCUGGUUUUUUACACACUUGGACAUUAUUAUUAAUCAUCAAAGUAAUACAUGUAGAUGUGUACUUGUAUUAGAGACUCACUAUGAGUGCAUCCU